Phaeodactylum tricornutum CCAP 1055/1 is the source of this 459-nucleotide messenger RNA. RefSeq lists its product with no specific name. Gene Ontology annotation, molecular function: RNA helicase activity; ATP binding; RNA binding. The transcript has a single exon. Lineage: Eukaryota; Bacillariophyta; Bacillariophyceae; Surirellales; Neidiaceae. The record is from RefSeq and is a predicted model, not a curated record. The annotation marks the transcript as partial.
AUGUUGUUACGUAACCUUCAAAAUAUGGGCUGUGAGCGUUCCUUGUCGGUUCAAGACAAGGCUUGCCCAGAUGUGCUGGAAGGCAAAGACGUCUUGGUAGGAACGUAUACCGGAAGUGGAAAGACGUUGGCUUUUUUGGCGCCAUUGGCGCAACGCAUCUUAAACGAUGAUGGUCCGGACGGUAGUCUUCGGGUACUCGUUGUGGCACCAGGACGGGAAUUGGCGAGUCAAAUUAUCAGUGUUGCUCGGAGUUUAUUAGAGGGGACGAGUAUCACGACGAUGCUGGCUAUUGGUGGUACCACGUUUGGGCGUAAUUUGGAGCAGAUUCGCAAGCGGAAACCAUCUAUUUUGAUUGGGACGCCGGGACGGAUCGCGGAACUGGUGGUUGGUCAACCCGGUGACCGUACCGGAAGGCUAAAGACGCAAAAGCUUCAAAGUUUAGUUUUAGAUGAAUUCGAU